CCCGCCGGGGCCCGGGCGCCGGCCCCGCUCUGCAGGAUGGGCACGGUGCUGUCUCUUUCCCCCGCCUCCUCGGCCAAGGGCCGGAGGCCCGGCGGGCUGCCGGAGGAGAAGAAGAAGGCGCCGCCCGCUGGGGACGAGGCGCUUGGGGGCUACGGGGCGCCGCCAGUGGGCAAGGGCGGCAAAGGCGAGAGCCGACUCAAGCGGCCGUCGGUACUCAUCUCGGCCCUCACCUGGAAGCGCCUGGUAGCCGCAUCUGCCAAAAAGAAGAAAGGCAGCAAGAAGGUGACGCCCAAGCCAGCGUCCACCGGCCCCGACCCACUGGUCCAGCAACGCAACCGCGAGAACCUUCUCCGCAAGGGUCGGGACCCUCCCGACGGCGGCGGCGCAGCCAAGCCCCUGGCGGUGCCUGUGCCCACCGUGCCCGCGGCCGCUGCCACUUGCGAGCCGCCGUCAGGGGGCAGCGCCGCCGCACCACAGCCUGGUUCGGGCGGAGGGAAGCCGCCGCCGCCGCCGCCCCCAGCCCCGCAGGCAGCGCCGCCGGUACCUGGCGGCUCGCCGAGGAGGGUCAUCGUGCAGGCUUCCACCGGCGAGCUGCUGCGCUGCCUGGGCGACUUCGUGUGCCGACGCUGCUACCGUCUCAAGGAGCUGAGCCCGGGAGAGCUGGUGGGCUGGUUCCGCGGAGUGGACCGCUCGCUGCUGCUGCAGGGCUGGCAAGACCAGGCCUUCAUUACGCCCGCCAACCUGGUGUUCGUGUACCUGCUGUGCCGGGAGUCGCUGCGCGGGGAUGAGCUGGCAUCGGCCGCUGAGCUUCAGGCCGCCUUCCUCACCUGUCUCUACCUCGCCUACUCCUACAUGGGCAACGAGAUCUCCUACCCGCUCAAGCCCUUCCUCGUGGAGCACAAGGAGCGCUUCUGGCAACGCUGCCUGCGCCUCAUCCAGCGGCUCAGCCCGCAGAUGCUGCGGCUCAAUGCCGACCCCCACUUUUUCACGCAGGUCUUCCAAGACCUCAAGAACGAGGGCGAGGCCGCCGCCGGCUCCGGGGGUCCACCCAGCGGGGGAGCGCCCGCGGCCCCCUCCUCCUCCUCAGCUGCCAGGGACAGCUGCGCGACUGGAGCCAAGCACUGGACUAUGAACCUGGACCGCUAGGGAAAUCCAAGGGCCGCCCCGCUUCCCGCCCCAGCCCCUGACACACACUCGGAGCCCCCCGGGACCAUCAAGCCGCCGCCGCUGUUACAGCCGGUCCAAGCCGUGGCCCGAGAAGGAGCCGCCCCUGCCCCGCAGGGGAAGGUGGAGGCCAGGAUGCCGGAGCCGCGGCGUCUGGAUUUGUUGGGCUCAGGGUGGGGGUAGGGGGUGAGAGCGGGAGGGGACCCCCAACGUAACCCUUUCUAUCUUCGUCCCCAUCUCUUCAGUUCUGCCCGGGACUCUGCCUCCCCUUCUGUGUGUGACUGUAAGUCCGUCUCCCUCGGAUUUGUCCAUUUCUUCAUCUCCUGUAUCUUCACCUUCUCUCUUGCCUUUCCAUCUCCAUCCCUGCCUUUCCAGUUUCUGUUCCUUGGGUGUAUUUCCGUCUGGAUCUUACCCCCUACAUGACUAUCUCUCAUUACCCCGUUUGUCUUUCUGCACCUGUGUCGCCACCUCCCGUUCUCUUUUUCCUCGCUCCUGGUAUUUGUCACCAUUUCCUCUCCUGUCUGCCUUCCCCCCAUCUGCCUGUGUCAGCUUGCAUUUCUUCCCCAGACUGAGCCCCCCUUACUCUUCUCUCCGGACCAAAGGGAACAUUAUUUCUUAAUUUGGAUCGGCUGAGGUGGUGCCGCGAGAAACUGCAGCCCCAGGAGCCCAGACAAACCACCAGGAUGGUCCUUCGCCCCACCCCCACGGCCUCUCCCUACCUUUUCCAACGUGUUGCAUGCCGGGAGUUGGGGGGGAGGGGGAUGCCAGCUUCAGGAGGCUGAGGUUUGGGAAAAAAAAAUCAAUCUAGGAGGUCACCCUGGCAGCGGCGGCGGCGCCUCAGCGGAAGGGUGGGAGGAGACAGAAAACUCUUCUUACUCUGAGGGAGGGGCACCCUUCUUCCUUAUCCUUAGAUGUACCCCCCCCCCUUUUAAUUUAU
Messenger RNA from Phacochoerus africanus (Common warthog), 2101 nucleotides. It is a transcript of the gene CDK5R2, whose product is annotated as cyclin dependent kinase 5 regulatory subunit 2. The record is from RefSeq and is a predicted model, not a curated record. Gene Ontology annotation, cellular component: cytoplasm; protein kinase 5 complex. Gene Ontology annotation, biological process: brain development; positive regulation of cyclin-dependent protein serine/threonine kinase activity; activation of protein kinase activity. Gene Ontology annotation, molecular function: protein kinase binding; cyclin-dependent protein serine/threonine kinase activator activity. Lineage: Eukaryota; Metazoa; Chordata; Mammalia; Artiodactyla; Suidae.